Messenger RNA from Ailuropoda melanoleuca (giant panda), 1118 nucleotides. RefSeq names its product receptor activity modifying protein 3 (gene RAMP3). NCBI's taxonomy places the organism in Eukaryota, Metazoa, Chordata, Mammalia, Carnivora, Ursidae. Bases 310 to 759 code for a protein of 149 amino acids. Gene Ontology annotation, biological process: cellular response to hormone stimulus; G protein-coupled receptor signaling pathway; calcium ion transport. The transcript is spliced from 3 exons. The record is from RefSeq and is a predicted model, not a curated record. Gene Ontology annotation, molecular function: coreceptor activity. Gene Ontology annotation, cellular component: cell surface; membrane; signaling receptor complex.
ACCCUGGAACGGGAGGGCCAGGGCUAGCACCGGGGGUGGGGGGCGUGUCUUGAGGGUGUGCGCUCCGGCUAGGGGGCGAGUUCUGGGGGAGGUGGGGGCGCGUCCCGGGUGGGCGCGUCCCGGGAGGGCGCGUCCCGGACAAGCGCGCGUUCUGGAAGCAAGAGUGUCCCCGGUGGGUGGGCGCGUCCCCGAGGGGGAGGGCACAGUCUAGGGGCGGGCUCUCCGCGGCCCCACCCUCGACCGCGUCCCCCGGCGCCCCCCGCGCACCCAGCCGGGACCGAGCCGACCGCGCGCCACAGCUAUCCGGCCAUGGAGACGCGAGAGCGGCGGCGCCCGCAGUUUCGGCUGCUGCUGCUGCUGCUGCUUUGCGGUGGGUGUCCUCGAGUGGGUGGCUGCAACGAGACUCGCAUGCUGGAGAAGCUGCCCCUCUGCGGGAAGGCCUUCGCCGACAGGAUGCACAAGGUGGACGUCUGGAAGUGGUGUAACCUGUCUGAGUUCAUUGUGUACUACGAGAGCUUCACCAACUGCACCGAGGUGGAGACCAACGUGGUGGGCUGCUACUGGCCCAACCCCCUGGCGCAGGGAUUCAUCAGCGGCGUCCACAGGCAGUUCUUCGCCAACUGCAGCGUGGACAGGACGCACUGGGAGGACCCCCCGGACGAGGUUCUCAUCCCGCUCAUCGCCGUGCCGGUCCUGCUGACCGUGGCCAUGGCCGGCCUGGUGGUGUGGCGCAGCAAGCGCCCUGACCAGCUGCUGUGAGGUCCGGCGGUCGGAGGGGCCGCGCCUGGAGAGAGGGAAGGCCGGGCCGGGUGCUGCGGAGCUGUCCCGACCCGGACCCGGCGGUCGUGGGCAGGCGCCACCCGGCCCCGCAGCCCGCUGCACUCAUGCUGCUCACCCAGGCUCUUCCUCUUUCUUGGGCGGGGGAAGAAAACGCACUAAGGCCGGAGCCCGAAUCGCUGCUGCUGUGCCCGCUGCCCAGGCUGGUGUCCAGGCCAUUCCUUCGCAGAGCCCUGCCUGGCCCCGCCCGGGCCUCCUGACCUGACCCCACCCCCCGGCCUGGGUCUGACCCCACCUCCCAAUCCGACCCCACUCCUGUCCUGACCCCACCCCCUGCCCUG